AUGCUACGUGAUGAUGUUUCAUAUGGCCAGUGGCUGCUGGCAGUUUGCAGUGAAACCAGCGUGAGAAACCAUGGAAUUGAACGGAGCGUGUCCACCAGAAAACACAAGGAAGAAGGAGAAAGAACGGAGCAGAGCAGGGAGGAUAGACUGAAAGACAGAGGCAUCGCUAGACCCCUAUUACUGGGGCACAUGCCCCAGUAUUUGGAGCGAUGUAAGAAGUGGCUGCGGGCUAUCAACCACCAGAAGUUUGGAGAGGACACAGAUAUGGGAAACCUGAAAACGCGUAGAAUUUGCAGUCGCCAUUUCAAGGAGGAAGAUUACGAACCGAAUGUUCUUGGCAUGAAGAGAACCACUCUGAAAGACACGGCAAUUCCAUCUAUUUUUACCUUCCCGGAUGACGAACAGCCUGGGCCAUCGGGCAUUAAACGCAUUCGCUUAGAGCCUCCAAUUGCGUCUGCUGGGUUAGUGUCGUCGGAUGAUGAAGGAAAAUUGCUGCUGACCUCAACACCGGUCAAAAUUCCUACCUCCGUCCAUGAACAAUUUUCACCAUGCCCAAGUACACCUGGGGCCCUCAAUACCACCAUCAGCAGCAUUGAAGCUAUAGGUGAUGAUGAAAGCUAUCAACCCGAGUCAACCAUCACCUUCACAUCAACAUCAUCAUCAUCAUCAGAUGAAGGUGAAAGGGACUGGCGUGAAAAGAAGCUAAUUGUCAACGAGUCCAGCCUCAUGUCAUUAUUCAAAUUUUGCCAGAUGUGCGGGAAACCAAUUUCAUCCAAGACUAUUGUUGAUGUUGGUGCACAGAGGAAGGUGGAGUGGAUAUGUCUUGGUGGCCAUGCUGGGACCUGGAAAUCUUCACGUGACGUUAGGGGAAUGCCAGAGGUGAACCUCCUUGCAGCAGCAGCUGUUCUGUUCAGAGGGGGCACAUACACCGAACUGGUCAGACUGGUGCAAGACCAUGGGUGUUCAAAUGAUUGGACAUUCAACAUUUUAUAACAUCCAGAAGAUAUACUUGCACCCUGUUAUUGAGGAACUGUAUUGUCAAAAAAGAGAUGAACUCUUGGCAAGCGUGUAUUUAGAACAGGAGGAUGGAAAGAGGUUACAUUUGACCGGUGAUGGCCGAUGUGAUACGCCGGGUUU
This is a messenger RNA of Misgurnus anguillicaudatus (oriental weatherfish), 1137 nucleotides long. The record is from RefSeq and is a predicted model, not a curated record. Lineage: Eukaryota; Metazoa; Chordata; Actinopteri; Cypriniformes; Cobitidae.